AUGGUUGAAACAAUAAGUGUCGCAAGUACUCGCAAUGCAGCGGACGGAUCACUUAAUGGAAAAAUAUCAAAAGAAGCUGGAAACAAUGCGCGAGUGGUCUUCUCAAAGAUGGAUUACAAGGAAAUGUUCAACGAGUUUAAGAAAGCCCAACUCGAGACGAAAGUUGAGAGAGAUCGUCAACUAUCACAAACAUCUCUUUAUCCACGACCAAGCCUCAUCCCACAGCGCUCAUUCAAGGAUCUUGAGAGAUGCCCUGUUCAUAAUCAAAGUACAAAGCAAACACACUGGAAAACGAAAAGUUUGCUCACUUUGAAAUGGCUGGGAAUCAUCUCGUUUGUUGUGUGUCCUCCAAUUCCAAAAAUUUUCUUAAGAAAGAUCCUCUUUACUCCGCCACCAAAAUUUCUUUAUUACUAUUUCGUUUCAACAGAGCAAAAUGGCAAACGCGUGGCUCAUAUGACAGCUUCAUCAGCUCACAAGGCCAGUCGUCCACUCACAAUGUGUCUUCCUUAUGCAACAACUCCUCAUCUCCGUUGCAUGGAUGUGUUGUUACAAAUUCGGCGAAUACAAGUGGAUACGGUAGAGACAAGUUGUGGGAAUCAUCUAGCUGUGGUGUAUGUGAUGUGCGAAAAGCUUACGAUGAGGAUGAAGCCUCUUGGAAUUGCAAAAUCCCCUCAAUUGGUUAUCUUUGCCCAGCCGAAUAGCACCGAUCUUGGAAUGUGUAUGUUUACCGAUCCGAAUUUGGUUGAUAUAGCUGAUUUCUUGCAAUGCGAUUUACUUGCGUUUGACUAUUCAGGGUAUGGUAUCAGCACAGGAGUCUCGGGUGAGGCGACGAUUUACGCGGAUAUGGAUGCUAUUUGGGGAUAUGCUACGGAAAAACUCGGCUAUGACAAAAAGAACAUCAUUUUACUUGGCUUUUCCAUUGGUACUGCAGCUGUUUCUUUCUUGGCUGCCAAGCAUUCAGAGGUUCGUGCUCUGAUUCUGUUUGCCCCAUUCACCUCAUUUCUUCGUGUCUUGACACGCAAUCCUGACAAAGAAACUACUUGUAAACACGACAAAUUUUGCACGUUUGAUCGAGCUGAGAAAAUUCUAUGCAAAACUUUGAUCUGUCACGGUGACAUGGAUGGUAUUAUCAAACCCGAUCACAGCCUUGUAUUGAGUAGACGAAUUGCGAAUGCGACCGAACCGGUGAUCGUCAAUGCAAGUCAUCAGACAAUCUUUUGCGAUCGUUUCACUUGGGAUGUAGUGCGGAUGUUUGUACUCGAACGAUGUGAGAUCACUGAUGAAUGGAACAAAGCUAGAAAAAUGGCCUCAGAAACUGAUGAAAGCACCGGCUCGUGGAUUGACUCGGAAGUGAUCGAAAGAGGAAAACAAGAAAGAGAAAUUCGACGA
This is a messenger RNA of Mesorhabditis belari, 1389 nucleotides long. Lineage: Eukaryota; Metazoa; Nematoda; Chromadorea; Rhabditida; Rhabditidae. The record is from the annotation of a GenBank genome assembly.